UAUUCCAAUAAGGCUCACAGAGUGGGGAUAAUAACUCUCUGAGAGAUCAAUGCGCUGACGUAGCUUGUUCUACAUGGCUUUGACUGGCUUUCCUCAUAUCCUUGUUAUGUUGAAUGAACGCGAGAAACAGCAGAUAUAAAAAAAUCACUUACAGCUUUUUGUUCAUGUAAACAAGGUUCUUGGAAUUAGGGAUAUUUGUAUGUGUGAUAACUGAAAAUGUGGACAGUCAAUUGGUUCUAACCACUGUGCCUUAUUAUUGAAGUUUUACUGGAUAUGUUCUGGUAAACCGUGAUAUCUAUGCCAGCGUAUGAUGCACAUUACGUCAGUAUAAUCAAAAUUAAUUGGAAUAAUAUGGAAUCAAUUUGUACAGGCUAUUUUUAUUCACAAACCACUUGUCAGAAUGGCAGAUAAAUAUAUAGAAGUUGAAGGCGAAAACCACCCAGAGAAGUACGAAACAGGAACUGAGGAUGGUCAUGACAGAACACUGUUUGAAGUCCGCGAUUUUGACCCCGAUGCCGUGACUCCUGAGCACGAACGUCAGGAAGGGACACGUGACAGCAAGCAGGUGCCCGUGGAGACACGAUGUGGCUAUUACUCGUGCAGGCCCGUCUUUCUACAGAGGCUAAACAAUCCACCCAUGCUGUGCUGCUGCCUCUGUGUUUACACCCUCGUGCAUGGGUUCGCCAUUAACGGCAUAAACAAUGUGAACACGACGUCUUACGAACGACGGUUUGACCUGACCAGCUCGUCCGUAGGCUGGAUCACGAGCAGUUACGACAUCUCCGCGGCUACAUGCGGUGUUGUUAUCGGUUUCUAUGGCAGCCGACGCCGUAAGGGCCGCAUCCUGACGCUGGCGUUCAUCCUGUCUUCGUUGGGGUCGACGUGCAUGUACCUCCCGCAUUUUAUUACGCCGAGUUAUGAGUGGGGUCAGGAAAAGGCUCACCUGUGCUCGGAGGAAGAAAGCAAGUCACCAUGUGUAGAGACGAACGACGCGCUGUCUAACUUCCUGGUGCUGUUCGUGUUGGGUCAGCUGCUGCACGGGAUCGGCGGCUCCACGCUCAUUACCGUCGGCUACUCCUUCAUCGACGACAGCGUACCUGCCGCCUCUUCCCCCAUGUAUAUAUCGAUUAUCGGCUUAUGUCAGAUGCUAGGACCGAUGAUAGGGUUUUUGGUCGGGGGAACCCUGCAGGACAUGUAUGUCGACUUCGACCGGAUACCAGAGUCAAAGUGGCGGUUGACGCCGGCAGACCCGCGAUGGGUUGGCGCCUGGUGGGUUGGCUUCGUCGUAUCGUCCAUACUGAUGCUCGUGUUUUCCCUAUCCUUCACUCUUUUUGGGGCGGAACUUCCGAGUACCAAACAUGUCCGAGAAACACGAAUAUCCGAGACCCACACUUCCGGUCGUACAUCUCCCCCGUAUCCCAAUCCGAGCCAACCUGACGACAUUUCCGUCCGUCAAUUUCCGGUGCUACUCUGUCGUCUGUUGCACAAUCCCGCUUUCGUCUGUGUGGCAUUCGGUGGCGCGUUCAUGGGUCUGGUGACUGUGUCUGUCGCCACGUUCCUGCCAAAAUAUAUUCAAAAUAUAUACGGAACAACGGCUUCUGCUGCUGCUACAUAUGCUGGCCUUAUAAUUAUCCCUGGAGCGGCGGCAGGUCAGAUGUUCGGCGGACUGGCGAUCCGACGCUGGAAGCUAAAAGUCCGCGGCAUUCUGCGACUCACUAUACUUAUCGUGUUACUCGCCUCUCUGUCCAAGGCGUGUUUCUUUAUCAACUGUGAUAUGCAGCUCUGGAAUACCACGGUGAAUGACAGCACGCCCAUUUCCACGGAGAGGCUGACGUCAUGUAACGCCGACUGUCACUGUGACGACAGUGUGUUCCAAGUCGUCUGCGAACCUGACGGCCGAAAAUUCUAUUCCCCGUGCCUUGCCGGAUGUCAGGCGGAGAUUGGAGAGCACGAGUUCUCAGACUGCAAGUGUGUGACGUCAGGGACAAAUGGAACUUCAUCAGUUUCUGUGUCCAGCGAGUACUGUGUGCCGACCACUUGUAACUCUCUCCUCUACAUCUUCCUGUUCAUCAUAUUCUUGUCGGCGUUCUUCGUGUCGGCAAGCACCGUCCCUGCUCUUACUGUAGUUCUCAGGUGCGCCGGAGAAAGUGAGCGCACGUUCGCAUUGGGGCUCCUGAAUUUCAUAGCACGCCUAGUUGGCACGAUACCUGGUCCGAUCCUGUACGGCACUGCCAUUGAUUCAACUUGCCAGGUAUGGGGCCGGAAGUGUGGUCACGAUACCUCGUGUUGGCAGUACAACAAGGCGCGCAUGGGGGAAUACCUGGCCGGCCUGGGCAUGGGCUUCACAGGGAUCGCUAUUUGUUUCUUCACGCUUGCCCUCAAACUGUAUAAGCCGCCGCCGCUGCCGCAUAAAAAGGAAGUUGCGGAAGACGGUGCGUCCGAGCGGUUAAGUGACACAGACAUGCCGAACGGAAUUUGCGGAGCCGCGCUCCCAACGGUCGAGUUUCCGGUGGAGGAGACCACGCGUUUAUAGAACAAUUAUUAUAUAUGUGUCUUCUCGAUGUUUUGUUUAAGAAGAUAUCACGAUAUGUGAUGGACACACACGCACGCACGCACGCACGCACGCACGCACGCACGCACGCACGCACGCACACACACACACACACACACACAUAUAUAUAUAUGUGUGUGUGCGUGCGCGUGCGUGUUUAUAUUUUGUGUGUGUGUGUGUGUGCGUUCGCGUGCGUGUGUUUUGUGUGUGUGUGUGUGCGUGCGUGCGUGUGUGUGUGGAUUUGGUAAAGUUUUAAGAUGUUAGUAAAAGAAAAGUGUUACUUCAUUAAAAUAACGGUUUCCCAAGUACAAGCUUUAUGAUCACCGCAAAAUAAACGGUUUUCGGGGCUGAGGUUUAUGGAGGCUAUUCGUUGCCAAAAGUCCAGACGUUUAAUUCCCACAAUGUGCUUCUUAAUCGUACUAAAUAUCUCUUACAUUUGUCAAUGUAGACGUGCUAUUUGUUGUUUCUAUUCGUCAGUUUUUUCCGUAUUGAUUUGUCAUUUGUCAUUAUAGUAGUCAAAAUGUAUAUUUGUCAGAUCGACCCUGUAUAAACUCACUAAAACAUA
Messenger RNA from Mya arenaria, 3116 nucleotides. RefSeq names its product solute carrier organic anion transporter family member 4C1-like. The transcript has 11 exons. Gene Ontology annotation, cellular component: membrane. NCBI's taxonomy places the organism in Eukaryota, Metazoa, Mollusca, Bivalvia, Myida, Myidae. The record is from RefSeq and is a predicted model, not a curated record. Gene Ontology annotation, biological process: sodium-independent organic anion transport; transmembrane transport. The coding region runs from base 401 to 2533 and encodes 710 amino acids. Gene Ontology annotation, molecular function: protein binding.